Molecule: messenger RNA, 891 nt
Organism: Chanos chanos (milkfish)
Lineage: Eukaryota; Metazoa; Chordata; Actinopteri; Gonorynchiformes; Chanidae
Product: transmembrane protein 255B
Exons: 8
Coding region: 1-891 (296 amino acids)
Source: RefSeq, a predicted model, not a curated record
AUGACAAUGAGAAGAGCACAAGAGGGAAAGGACCGAGAUAAGCCGGUCUCCUCGCUUAGCCUUGCAGAUAUGGUGAGAAUGAGGAAGAAGAGGGCUCUUUGGCUGGUUGUGAGCAUGCUCAGUGUGUCCCUGGUCGUUGUGGCUCUCGGCAUUUACACUAGUACUCGGACAGAGAGUGUCAGCAUCACUGGAUACACUUCUGGAGUUAUUCUUGUUGCAGCCAUCGUGUUCCUGAGCUUCGGGAUCGUGGCCAGUUUCCUGUGUCUGGUGGUGGACGGCGUCUUUAUCCUGCUCAACAUUGAUAUUCGUCCUCUGAAAGCUGGGAGAUGCCAGUUCUACACCAGUGGUAACAGUUAUAUUUAUGAAAACUAUUAUGCCUCGGUGCCGUGUCAGGGCCUGGUGGAGUCCUGCAGUAUGAAGGUUCGCAGUGGGACUUGCUACUGCUGUGAUUUAUACAACUGUGCUAAUGGGGGUUACCUGAAUAACUACUACGAGUUUGUCGGAGUUCGGAGCUGCCAGGAGGUCCUCUCUCUAUACGUGUUCAUCUGGUUGCUCACCUCACUCAAUCUGUUCGCGUUUGUUCUGGCAAUCCUCACCACAGCCGUUCUGGGAAGCAUCAAGGACCUGAAGAGCUGCACUCCUGAUGUUUCCUCAUGGGGGGGGUUUCCUCCAUCUCUUGUGUCCAGUGAGGGUGAGAACAUCUCAACUGGCAGGGUUCCAUCUCCCACUGCCCCCAUGCUAAUGGACCACAACACACACGCAGGACCUGAACUCUAUCCAAGGGCCUCACUGUAUUUUACAGCAGCUGCAGGAGCGAGUGCUUCCCAGCCCUGUCCAUCACAGAUGUCCAACGCAAACUCCAAUCCUCCUGCCUUUGCCCCUCUCUACUAA